CAUGGAAGUCUGUGCUGUUCCGUCAAUGCCGCGAAAAAUAUAACUGUGGCAGACUAGAGAGAUAGAUCAUUACUAUGGCUGAGAAAUGCCCAAAGUCAAAACUAAAAAGAAAGAAAUUGUCUAUCGAGGAACCCCUAACUGAUAUAUUUUUCAGGAACACGCUGAUAAAGAACAACGAAAGUUCCAGUGCAUGGAUUGAAAGCUUGAGUUCAACGAGACCUGUGGUCCCUACAGAGACGUGGUGGUCCAGAGGUGACCUGGCUGCAGUUGAGAGUCUCUGGGCCCUGGCUCUGAGCUCUGCUCUUCCCUGUCUGGACGCUCACCCCUGGGACCCAGUCCCUGACCUUCCAACAGCCUCCACACUGAGCUCUAAUGUAGACCAGCAGAUUGAAUGGAGAUGGUGUAGCCUCAGUGAGGACAUGACUCCCUUGCCCUCCUCUCCCUCUCCUCCUCUGAGUACUCCCACGGCCCCACACUGUUCCACCACAGACUCUCCUCUCAAUCCUUCUCUUGGGCUGGAAAAGACUUUCCUCCCAGUCCCAGUACAGACUAGCCAGACAACAUCCACCAUCAAUGGCCCUCCUUCGAAGUCUGCUCCCUGUCUUGAGGGGCCCGGAGAGGGGACCAGUAGUAGUGGUGCUGGCCACCCCAGACCACCAAGUCUGGGAGCCCAAGUGCCUUCUAGCUACGGAAGGGGAGGCCCGUGGAGUGGAGAGGGGAAUAGCAGAGUGUCAUCCAGAAAGGACACAAAACGAGGGGAAGGAGGGCAAAACACGGCAGUGGCCAGACCCCACCCUACAGCCAGGCGACCAGGAGGAGAGAAGGAGAGUCAUCCCUCUACUCCUCAGCCCUUCAUCAUCAGAGCAGGGAACGGAGGAUCAUCAUUACCAGCAGAAGCAAGAAAGGGUGGAGGAGGAGUAGGAGAGGAGGGCGAGAAGAGGGGGAUGAAGAGGCUGCAGCUACCUGCAAACCAGGUGGACGCCACGUCCUCUACCUCUGACAGCUGCACUGCUGCUCCCAUGGAGGAGGAGGGGGAGGUGGAGAAAAGGGAGGAGGAGGUGUCUGGGAUGGGCAGAGCUGAUUGGGUUGCUGGCAAAGGAGGAGGAGGAGGAAAGUCAAUGCAGAGCUGCCCCAUGUGCCUGGUGCCGUUCCCAGCUGGGUUCACGCAGAUGGACUGUGACAGCCACCUGGCCAAGUGUCUGUCGGAGAUGACCGUCGACAUGACCUGGUGAUAGUCCACAGAGUCUUCUUGACACCAAGGAUGGAUGGAGGUCUGGAAGGACAGCCAGCUGGCCGUUGCACCACAUUUGGGUCGUGUUCACUAGGCACAAAACAGAAGAGAAUGGACCGAAUUGGGGAGGUGCUAUCGGAACUUGUCGAAUUAAAAAUGCUUGUUUUUGCCAUCCGUCACAAAAAGUUUUGCUACAGUGUGCUCUAAUGAGGAGUUAUUUUCACUCCACCCUGUUGUUUGGCUAGUUGGACGUUUUGAUUCAAACUCCAGUGGUAUCUAUCCCCCGUGUGAUGGACGGCGGGUGCAGACAACGGUAAAAUACAGUAUCUGAUUCUACUGAUCAUCUAGUCUUCAGUCGUGGGUUUAAUUUGUAGAAUCUUGUGUUACGUUUGGCUGGAGCAAAAACCCACCUUUACCCUUUGUAAGAUUUACUGACUUACUGUCCCACCUCCGCCCCUUUUCCCACCAACCUAUCAUCAUGCACUACAAGGUUGGAAUCAUAGAGAUGGAUAGAGGGCACACCUGCCACUAAGCAUUUAUGAGGUGUACCACUUCCCAUCGCUAUGGUUGGAAACAAUCUCUGAUGUGUCCCAUAUUGCUUCAUUCAGAUACACAUUUUGUUCUCUCCGCUCCUAACUGCAUAUGCUGCCAUAGAAGUAGAAUGAAUAGAACGGGCGUCCCCAUUCAAGUCAACAAAGGUAUAAUGGGUGGACUGGUGGCCAAAGCGAGGAGCAAAGCAGGAAGUGUACCCUGUAGAAGUAGUCGCCAUGGCGCCCUGGUAGCCUAAGCAGAGAGCUCCUGUAAAUACUGCCUUCAGAAAUUCUUCACACCCCUUUUACUUUUUCCACAUUUUGUGUUACAGCCUGAAUUUAAAAUGGAUUAAAUUUAGAUUUUUUUUGUCACUGGCCUACACUCAACACCCCAUAAUGUCACA
Molecule: messenger RNA, 2165 nt
Organism: Salvelinus namaycush (lake trout)
Lineage: Eukaryota; Metazoa; Chordata; Actinopteri; Salmoniformes; Salmonidae
Exons: 4
Coding region: 75-1232 (385 amino acids)
Molecular function (GO): ubiquitin binding
Source: RefSeq, a predicted model, not a curated record